UGUAUAUAUAUGUAUAUGUAUAUAUUUUUAUUUUUUUUAAUUUUUUUUUUACACUAGUUGUUGUCCAACAGUUGAUGUGUGUAUUAUCCUCCAGAGGGUGGCAUGCGCAGUAAGCGGCGCUGUGUUCUGGAGAAGAAACAGCCAUACAGUGGAGAUGAAUGGUGCUCUGGACCCGACACAGAGGAGGAUGAAGACAAGCUACACACUGCGACCCACCAAGAGCGUGGGCUGGCAGGUCCAGUUCAAGGGCUCUCUGAUCGCCUGUCUGCAGGGCCCGUGUCUGAACCCGCGGCUCCUGUAAUGGGAUGUGGAGUGGGACCAGGGCUGAAGACAGAGCAGCCUCCUCAGCCUUCACAGCAAGUGGUGUAUGUUUUCACAACCGGCCUAGCUAACAGCGCUGCAGAGGCAGUAAUGAAAGGACAGACCGAUUCCAUCCUUCUGUUUCACCAGCAAAAUGUUUCACGCCCCAAGUUGGAGCAGGUCAGACAUCCACAACUCGGCGUCAAAUUAAACAAGGGCCACUCAUCAGGCAAGCUUCCUAACCUAUCUGAAAAGAUGAACUCGAGCAGCUCUCCACCCACAGGCACCCCUAAAUCACAAUGUGGAACUCCACGACCAGCCUCUGCAGGUGCUGGAGGCCCAUUGCAUCCUGCAGGGACACCAUCAUCAGCAGGACACUCGGAUAAUGAAUCCUCUCAGACCAGACCUGGCGGAGCCUCCAGCAAUAACAGCAUCGUCGCCCAUAGGUCAGAGGCAGGGAGCACGGCCACACCUGCAUGCCCAGUCCCAGGAGCUGGAGAUGGCGAGGGUGCAGGGGGUAUGUCUCUUCCUGUUGCUACCAUUUCUCCCUCGGGAAGUCCCUCCAUGCUUUCUGCACACCUACAGGGUGAUCCGUGCCAGAGGAGUGGCCCGGGGAACAUGGAUGGUCUUUCCAAAGAGCAGCUGGAACACAGGGAGCGCUCUUUGCAGACACUGAGGGACAUAGAGAGGCUGCUUCUGCGUAGUGGAGCAGGUGGAGGCCCUGGAGACACAGGAGCUACGAACAACAAUGCUAGUAAUAACUCCUCCAACCUAAAUAAUAACAACAAUACUGAUAGGAGCGGUAUUCUCGAGGACCGUGACAAUGGUACAAAUAGCUCCGGAAAUUGCGGUAGUGGUAAUAUGCUGUCGACAGCCUUGGCUUCGAUGGGAGGGAUGAAGAAAUAUGAAGAACCCCUCCAGUCCAUCAUUUCUCAAACACAGUCCCUUGCUGGACCUGUACUUGACAGCCCUCACAUGGACUCUCACCAUAACCUACCACAACAUCCCCAUCACCAGCUGUCUUCACCUGGGCUCGACAUGGGUCACUUACUUGGACCAGAUGGGCUGACCCCAGAGCAAGUGGCGUGGAGGAAGCUUCAAGAAGAAUACUACCAAGAUAAGAGACGACAACAGGAAAUACAACCCCCCUCACAUCCACAGCACUUAAGAAUGAUGACAGAGAUUGGCAUGCAAGGAGGUCCUGUGAUGAUGAGAGGACCCCCUCCUCCCUACCACAGCAAGCCUGGAGAACAGCAGUGGGGUCCUGGCAAUAUGAUGGGAGGAGGAAUGGGUGGAAAUGCACGAAUGAUAGACAUGCACCAAGAGGGACCCCGCGGCCCAAGGUUCCUGGGACAGAUGCAGAGAGGGCCACCUGGAGGAGGCGGUUUUCCUGGUGGUAAAGGGGGAGUUUUAUCAGUGGAGGGUCUAGGACCCCAAAGGCCCACCAGGCCAGGGAUGAUUUGGCUUGAUGAUAUGCCCAACAAUAUAGGCGGUGGGGGUCCAUUUCAUGGCUGCUACCCUGGUGGACCUCCUCAGCACUUGCAAGGUGACCCAGAACAUCUGUUAACACAUGAGGAAAUGUUUCGCCUCAUGGAGAAACGGCAGAUGCAGGGGCUUUCCAGGUUUGAACUUGACAGAUUAGCUAAACAGCAGCAACAGGGCAACCUGGGCUCAAGAAUGAUGGAUAAUCCCGGGGGCCCAGACUUUCACAAUUUGGGAAUGGGCCGGGGUCCACCCUCCACUCGAGGUGAUCCUAUGGACUUUCCUGGUUCACGGGAGAUUAUGGGCUCUCCUGGAGGGGGUCCUCAGAUGAGAGACCUUGUGGAUUCUCCUCUGGGGAGCAGCCUCACAAUGAAUAUGAACCCACAGAUGAAUGUUCAGCAACAACAACAGCAGAUGAUGCUCUCUCAGAAGCUCAGAGGAGGUCCUGCUGGAGGGGGAACUUUAGGUGAGAUGUUUAGCCCUGGAGAUAUUUCACGAAUCAGGGCUUCCCAUAAUGGAAGAGGAGUAAAUAAGGGAAUGAUUCCAGGACCCGAUGGCCCCUUUCAGUUUCCCAAUCAUGGUCCCUUUUCUGGAGGACAAGUGGAAGGGCCUUUUCUUCAGCAACCUGGCCCUGAGAUGUUUGGACCUGACCAGCAAGGUCAUCAUCAAAUGGGAGGUACAUCGCGGCUUAGUCAUAUGCCGAUGAGUGGAGUCCUCAGGGGAGUAGACCUCGGACCUAGGCACCCCUCUGAGCUAUCAAUCAAUAUUAACCCCAGGAGCUCUCCUUCAGUGCCUCGUCCUCAUCAGCUCAAAUCUCCAUCCCUCAACCGAGAGCCAUCUCCACUUCUACCUUCCCCCUCUGCUCCAGGACUGAAGUCCCCCCCACAGAUAUCCUCUGCAGGGCAUCACCCCACUCUUCCCCCUGCGUCUGGUGCUGGGACUCCUUCCUCUUCUUCCAUGAAGUCUCCCCAGAUAAUGGGGUCUUCCAACCUUGGGUUGCACUCUCCGUCUGCCUCUCCUGGACAACUCAAGUCCCCUGCCAUGGCUGUGGGUUCUCCAGGUUGGGCGUCUCCUAAAACAGCUCUUCCGAGUCCAGGUGGUCCAACCAGUGGGAAGGUAGUGGGCAAUGGAGGAAGUAGUUCCACCGAGACAGGCCAAUCACUUCCCCCCAGGAGUUCCAACUCUACACCCGUUAGCCAGCCAGGCUCUAUGAAUCCUGGUAUGCCAUUCACUUCCUCUCCCGAUAACCAUCCAACCCCGAAUCCUUUAUCUCUCAUCAUGUCUCAGAUGUCCAAGUAUGCCAUGCCCAGUUCUACUCCCCUCUACCAUGAUGCAAUCAAAACAAUUGCCACUUCCGAUGAUGAGAUGCUGCCAGAUCGACCUCUUCUAUCCGGUGUCAGCAUUGGAGGAAACAUGGGGAACCCCCAGACCUCCCAGCUACUGGUCUCCCAGGGCUCCAUUGGUCCCCACAGUAAUCCACAAAGCCCCAUGGGCAUUGUAAGCCAAGGUCAGCAACACCUGCCACAUGACUCAUCAGGACCUGUGCUUUCUUCCCCAAACCAAAUGGGCAUGCCUGCCAUGAUGGGAGGAGGUGCACCUGAUGGGAUGGGGCCCUGCAAUGUUUCACCUAUAUCUCAGAGCCAGAUGGCAGGCUUUUCUCGCAUCCAGCCACCACCUCAUGGGCCCAUGCACUCACCUAUUGGAGGAAUGUCACAUAAUUUCUCCCAGUCUAAUGAGGAUAUUCUACCACCACAGCAGUUACACCUUAGUCUGCUUAGAAAAGGUCAUCCUCACCAGCGCCCCUCUCAUCCCUCAGACUCAUUUGCCUCUUUGCACAUGGGGGAUGGCCCGGAUUUAAGUGAAGUUAUACGAACCAAUCACUCGGGUAUCCCUGAGUUUGAUCUCUCCCGCAUCAUUCCUUCUGAUAAGCCCAGUAGCACUCUCCAGUAUUUCCCCAAGAGUGAGCCACAUCAGAAUCUGCAUCAGGGGCCACUAUCCCAGCAACCUACUCCACAGCAGCUCCUCAAACAGCUGUCUUCUUCUGGUCCUCCACACAGCAGCGGCCCCUCAUCCAACCCCCACUUAGCAAACUUACAGAAUAUGAUGGCUGAACAGCAGCUGGCGCCUCACCCCUCACAUGUUGGAAUACGCCAAAACAUGGGCAUUCCUCAAGGGGGCUCUAGGGGCAUGGUUUCUGGUGGGGGCAUGGGCCCCAUGUGCCCCCCUGGACAUAUGAUGGGAAGGACAGGCAUGGCGCCCCAGCAGCAGCUACAGCAACAGCAAGCCAUGAUGGCGAACAGCCUUCUCCACCAUCCUUCCAAUCCAUACCCUGGCAUGAUGUCCUCCCAGCAGCACUCACACAAUCUGAUGGCACAGCAAAACAUUAUGAUGAUGCAGGCUAAGCAGCGAAGCAUGUCAAUUCCAGGGGAUCCCUUUGGCCCCCAGGGUCCUCUCAUGUCCCCUCAGGGUCCGAUGAUGGCCCCGUCCCACCCACAGGCUGGUAUGAUGGGCCCCCAGUCUCUCAGACAACGAGGAAUGUCUCUGGACAGUACCAUUGGCUAUGGACCCGGAGGUAUGGCCCACAUGCCAUUCUGAUCCAGCUAACAUAACUUUUAAAAACAAAAAAAAAAAAAGUGUCCUCUAGGUUACCUUACCAUUGUGUCCAAAUUUUUUCAUUAAUGUUAUUCUUGCAGUUAUUUGAAAAGAGGAACUGUAAAACCAAUAAAUCAGUGAUGCUUCAAGUUAUGGAUUACAACUGAUUAAAAAUGGAAUAUUUAAAAGCACUGUAAACCAAUUAAGUAACAUAUUUGAAGCCAUUUUCUAAAAUACUGUAAAAUAUGUAUAUUACAAAGAUCUGUGUAGUUGUUGUGGGAACAGAGUGGCAGUCAGGAGAGGAGUGCCUCAAAUUUCUUUUUGUUUUAAUAUUGAUUUAUUUUUUUUUUUCUCCAACUACCAAACUGUUGUGCAAAGGAAUUAUAUAUAUGUCAAUAUAUAUAAUAUAUACCUGCUGUAUAUAAGAUGCAAUUUGUGAUUGUUUGCAGUUGUUCUGUAUAACUGUUUUAAUAGAAGUCUAAAAAUAGAAUAAUACUGAUCUCUACGGUGGUUUUAGCUUUGGUUAUUGUGUCAAUUACUGUUUGCGAACACUGACAAAGGGACACGGUUGCUGUAUAAUAUAUGAAAUCUUUAUUGAAUUCAAUAAGCAGUAGCUGAAGUACAAGCAAAAACAGAUUCUGGACAAAAAAUAACAUUUUCUUGACUGGGUAAAUAAAACAUCUUUUUAAAUGCA
Molecule: messenger RNA, 5068 nt
Organism: Anarrhichthys ocellatus (wolf-eel)
Lineage: Eukaryota; Metazoa; Chordata; Actinopteri; Perciformes; Anarhichadidae
Gene: bcl9l
Product: bcl9 like
Exons: 6
Coding region: 103-4377 (1424 amino acids)
Biological process (GO): negative regulation of transforming growth factor beta receptor signaling pathway; positive regulation of transcription by RNA polymerase II; canonical Wnt signaling pathway
Cellular component (GO): beta-catenin-TCF complex
Molecular function (GO): beta-catenin binding; transcription coactivator activity
Source: RefSeq, a predicted model, not a curated record